UGGAGAGAGUGGAGACACACAACACAAACGGGCGGUCCAUAAUCACCAACAUCAUCAUAAUCAUCAUCACACACUGGACCUGCAAAGAUCAGCCGUGAAAGAGCGUCGCAAAGCCGCAUCGGCCAUCGAGCGCACAUCAGCACGGGCGUCAAAGCGUCAGAUCCGCUGGACAUGGCAGGGAUUCUGGUGUGGUUCUGGAACGAGAGGUUCUGGCUCCCGCACAACGUAACCUGGGCUGACUUGAAAAAUACUGACGAGUCAACCUUUCCACAAGCCGAGGAUCUGUAUCUAGCGUGUCCUUUAGCAUUCUGCAUGUUUAUGAUCCGGCUGGUCUUUGAGAGGUUUAUUGCAAGACCGUGCGCACUUGGUCUGAAAAUCCAGGCCAAUGGACCGCAGAAGGCUCAGCACAACGCCAUUCUGGAAAAGGUCUUUACUGCCAUCACCAAGCACCCCGAUGAGAAGAGGUUAGAGGGUUUGUCCAAGCAGCUGGACUGGGACGUGAGGACCAUCCAACGCUGGUUCAGACAACGACGCAACCAAGAGAAACCCAGCACACUGGCGCGCUUCUGCGAGAGCAUGUGGAGAUUCACGUUUUACCUGUACAUAUUUACUUAUGGCGUGCGGUUCCUGAAGAAGACCCCGUGGCUGUGGAACACCCGAGAGUGCUGGUACAAUUACCCCUAUCAGCCUCUAACCGUGGAUUUGCACUACUACUACAUACUGGAGCUGUCCUUCUAUCUGUCACUGCUCUUCUCGCAGUUCACAGACAUCAGAAGAAAGGACUUUCUACUGAUGUUCCUGCAUCAUGUGGCCACCAUCUCUCUGAUCACCUUCUCAUAUGUGAAUAACAUGGCUCGGGUGGGAACGCUUGUCAUGUGCCUGCACGACGCUGCCGACGUUCUGCUGGAGGCUGCCAAAAUGGCCAACUACUCCAAGUGCCAGAGACUCUGCAACGUCCUGUUCGUCAUGUUUGCCCUGGUGUUCAUCAGUUCCAGGCUGGGAGUGUAUCCUGUAUGGAUUUUAAACACUACUGUGUUUGAGAGCUGGGAGAUCGUUGGGCCGUAUCCAUCGUGGUGGGUGUUUAACACACUGCUAGUCCUGCUGCAGGCCCUGCACACCUUCUGGUCAUAUCUCAUAGUGCGCACCGCCUACAGGGCCAUUUCCAGAGGAAAGGCGGGAAAAUGGAAUCCUUUACAUGUGUCAAAGGAUGACCGCAGUGACAUUGAAUCCAGCUCUGAUGAAGACGAGGUUCUUCCUCCCUCUCAGAAACACCACACUAACGGUACCAACGGGGCUCACGGCACCAACGGCUACCUGUCCCCGUCCCCGUGUCCAGACGAACACUAACCACCCGUUUCCCUGGGUCCCAGCUGCAGAUGGUACCCGCAUCACCCUCCGUUGUGUCAAACCAUGUAUGAACAUUACCGGUCCGGUCCCGUACUGGAACUACUCAAUGUGAAUGCAGUUCUGUUUCGGUUGGUCGCGUUUCACAAUUUCCCUCAGAUGUUUUGUGUUCCGUUCGUUUGCUUUUGUUUUUGUGGUCGUUGAUCCUGCGGCAUUGGUUAUCGAAGCAUCUUUUAGAUUCAGUGCAGCUAACUCUUUCGUUUCAAGCAGGCGAACGAAAGCGCCGUUCAUUCUUUCUUUCAUAAUCGCGUGAGCAUGCUGCUGCGGUCAUGUAUUCUGGCAUCUUGGGAAAAGAAAUUAGUGUCUUUUUGUAUUUAUUUAUUUUUUGUAUCUUUAAUAAAUUUGCAUUUUCCGUG
Messenger RNA from Pimephales promelas (fathead minnow), 1760 nucleotides. It is a transcript of the gene cers6, whose product is annotated as ceramide synthase 6. Gene Ontology annotation, biological process: ceramide biosynthetic process. Gene Ontology annotation, cellular component: membrane. The record is from RefSeq and is a predicted model, not a curated record. Gene Ontology annotation, molecular function: DNA binding; sphingosine N-acyltransferase activity. Lineage: Eukaryota; Metazoa; Chordata; Actinopteri; Cypriniformes; Leuciscidae.